Carassius auratus (goldfish) is the source of this 2599-nucleotide messenger RNA. RefSeq names its product sorting nexin-1-like. The record is from RefSeq and is a predicted model, not a curated record. The transcript is spliced from 15 exons. Gene Ontology annotation, cellular component: endosome; endosome membrane. Bases 106 to 2076 code for a protein of 656 amino acids. Gene Ontology annotation, biological process: early endosome to Golgi transport. Lineage: Eukaryota; Metazoa; Chordata; Actinopteri; Cypriniformes; Cyprinidae. Gene Ontology annotation, molecular function: phosphatidylinositol binding.
CUCUCUCUCUCUCUCUUCCCCCCCGUUUAAGUUCAAUGUCACUCUGUCGUUUUUAUCUCUCGCUUGUAAUAAAGUUUUUCCGUGUGUGUGUGUGUGGAGUUGAAGAUGGCGGCUAGGUCGGAGCGCAGUCCUCCGCCUUUCCCGGACUCAGAGGAGCCCGAGCUGCUGGAGGACAGCGACGAUGGGGCAGAUGCGUUCACGGGCACGUCAAUCUCACAGAUGGAUUCUCCUAAAGACAUCUUCAGCGAGCCACCAGAAGACAUCUCCAGCGAUCCUCUCAGCAACAUUAACUCUGAUCUCCAGAAGAAAGUAGAUGCCACGAUCCCUUCUCCUAGCAGCGAUGAAGCCGACCUGUUCAGCGAGCCGCUGGACGAUGAUAGCGAAGUAAUGAGUUCACCUGAGGUCCAGAAUCCCUUGCCAGAUCUCUUGAACGAGCCUGUAAAAGCGCCAAAGUCUGGUGUCCUCGGUGAACCACCUGUGCACAAAAGCUCUUCAGUCAAGAAGGCGGCGAGUGCUGAGAUGUUCGGUGACGACGAUGACGAGGAGGAUCUGUUUAAGGAGCCGCCAAAAGUUUUGACGAAGAAGCCUCAGCCCUCGGGGCCAGCUGUUGAUGUUUUCACAGAGGUGAAGGUCAAGCCACAGGUUAAAGACGACCCCACGGAUCUGUUCACCGAGGAAGACUUGACUGCACCUGUCCCCAAACCCUCCGCCAGCAGCAGCAGCAGCUCCAGGACCAACGGGGUUCACUCCGAGGAGCAGGAUCUCUUCUCAGAAGCUACAGUGGAGUUGUCUCUGGACAGUCCUCGUAAUGACCGCAAGAAAGACGCUGUGAAACCGUCAGUAUCUGCUCCUGCCGCCCCUGAAGCCAGCAGCUCCAGCAGAGCUCCGUCCAAAACCCUGGAGGAGCUUGAGGAAGAGGAGAGCGAGGACAAGUUUGAUCUCAACAUUUCUGUCACGAAUCCAGAGAAAGUCGGUGAUGGUAUGAACGCUUAUAUGGCCUACAAAGUUUCAACACAGACGUCUUUAACCAUGUUCCGUAGCAAGACGUUUACCGUUCGCAGACGUUUCAGUGAUUUCCUGGGAUUGUUCGAAAAGCUCUCGGAGAAACACUCACAGAAUGGAUACAUAGUACCUCCAGCGCCGGAGAAGAGCAUCCUGGGUAUGACAAAAGUCAAAGUCGGGAAGGAGGACCCAUCGUCAGCAGAGUUUGUGGAGCGGAGGAGAGCCGCUCUUGAGAGGUAUCUUCAGAGGGUUGUGUCUCACCCGUCUCUGCUGCAGGACCCUGAUGUGAGAGAGUUUUUGGAGAAAGAGGAGUUACCCAGAGCGGUCAGCACACAGACUUUGAGUGGAGCCGGCUUCCUUAAAAUGCUGAACAAAGCCACGGAUGCUGUGAGUAAGAUGACCAUCAAGAUGAACGAACAGGAUGUGUGGUUUGACGAGAAGAUCCAGGAUGUAGAAAAUGAAGAGCAGCAUUUGAGGAAACUUCACGUCAUGGUGGAGUCACUCGUCAAUCACAGAAAAGAGUUAUCUGGGAACACAGCGUUGUUUGCGAAGAGCGUGGCGAUGUUGGGCAGCUCGGAGGACAACACGGCUCUGUCGCGAGCUCUGUCUCAGCUGGCCGAGGUGGAAGAUCGAAUCGAGCAGCUCCAGCAGGAGCAGGCCUCCAACGACUUCUUCACCUUCUCCGAGCUGCUGGCCGAUUAUAUACGUCUGUUGGGAGCUGUCAGGGGCUGUUUUGAUCAGAGGAUGAAAGCGUGGCAGCGCUGGCAGGACGCUGAGAACAUGCUGCAGAAGAAAAGAGAGGCCGAGGCCAAGCUCCUGUGGGCCAACAAACCUGACAAACUCCAGCAGGCCAAGGAUGAGAUCGCUGAGUGGGAAGCAAAAGUCACGCAGUACGAGAGAGAGUUUGAGAGAAUCUCAGCCACCGUACGGAAAGAAGUCAUCCGAUUUGAUAAAGAGAAAGCUCGAGAUUUUAAGAGACAAAUCAUCAAAUAUCUGGAGUCCGUGCUGCACUCACAACAACAGAUGAUCAAAUACUGGGAGGCGUUUCUGCCCGAGGCGAAAGCGAUCGCGUGACGCGGCGUCCGCACGCAAACACAAACUCCCCGCUAACUGAGGCCUUUCUACACUCUUUACCUCUCGCCUAUAAACCAAGAGAAACCGUGCUGCAAAGGGAAAUCAUCUGUCCGGAUGCUCGUUACUCUGAUUGAAUUAGUAACUUGUAUAUUUUCUGUGUAAUCGUCAUCUUUAUUUUCUUACUUUGUAUCUUUAUUGUUUUGGAUGUGAAUGCAUGUGGUGGCUGGGUGUUUUCCUCAUCUGUAUGCAACCACACCUCUGUUAUUGGUCAAUGGUUUUCACUAGAGGGCGCUCGCCCCUCUAUAAUACACUCACUCUGUAAGACACUUCCCAUCAGGCCACUUGUGGGACCUGUCAAGGAGUCUGUACUAAUUGAGGAGGGACAAAUAGUGAUCUAGUCUGUUUUAGACGUCUGGAGUAUUGGUUUAUACACCUGUAAACACCAUGAUGAUAUUGUAUUUUGCAGUAAAAGAGGCUGUAAUACAGUUAUUAGUGACAAUUUAAAUAAAAAGACUGAAACUGG